AUGGACUACCAGCCAAUCAUCUCCGCCCUCGACGUGCGCACUGAACCUGUCACCAUCAAUGCGCUCUUCUCCCUGGUGGCGAACUUCGAUCAGCGGAUCGAGAUGUUCCAUGGCGGUGGUGCUGGUUGCUUCAAGUCAUCGGCAAACGCUGCUUCCCCGGGUUGUCCAAACGCCUGCAAGGGAGGCUACCGCAACCAGAAGGGCGGCGGUGGCUACGGUGCUCCCGGUGGCGGCAACUACGGCACCAGCGGAGGUGGCUACAACGGCAUCGGUGGCAGCGGCUACCACCCAGGUGGCGGUUCUGGUGGUGGCUACCAUCAGAACAAUGGAGGAGGAGGCUGA
Molecule: messenger RNA, 342 nt
Organism: Aegilops tauschii subsp. strangulata
Lineage: Eukaryota; Viridiplantae; Streptophyta; Magnoliopsida; Poales; Poaceae
Source: RefSeq, a predicted model, not a curated record